Anopheles cruzii is the source of this 2948-nucleotide messenger RNA. RefSeq names its product synaptic vesicle glycoprotein 2B. The record is from RefSeq and is a predicted model, not a curated record. Gene Ontology annotation, molecular function: transmembrane transporter activity. NCBI's taxonomy places the organism in Eukaryota, Metazoa, Arthropoda, Insecta, Diptera, Culicidae. Gene Ontology annotation, cellular component: membrane. The coding region runs from base 98 to 1714 and encodes 538 amino acids. Gene Ontology annotation, biological process: transmembrane transport. The transcript has 6 exons.
UUUCUAUGCGUAGAUGUAGUAUAGAAAGCGGGAAGAAGUUGUACAUUUAAUUUCGCUCUCUUUCUCUUUGUCAAAAAACUAAUUGGUUCACUAAUUGAUGUGUGCCGAAAAAAGUCGUGCAAUGGUUUUCACAAUCGAUGGUGAAAAACCUACUGCAAAAGGUAUAAUCAGCGAUUCUGAACCAAAACAAUAUUCCUUCGAUGAGGUGAUCGACAUUAUUGCAAAUGUUAACUUUUGGUGGACAGGGUUCGGUAGAACAACUCUGCAAGUAUUUAUUGCAUCAUCUAUAGUCAUGAUGGCGGUAUUGAACGAAACAAUGGGCAUUUCGAUCGUUAUUCCAGCAGCCCAGUGUGAUCUCAAUCUUUCAUCAACCGAUAAAGGCAUCUUGUCUGGGGUGAGUUUUGGAGGUAUCAUCGUGUCGUCACACUUCUGGGGUUAUAUAGCAGACACGAAAGGUCGCCGGAGCACACUCAUCGUUUCAUUAUUGUUGACCGCCACCUGUGCGCUAGUGUCGAGUUUUUCCAUCAAUUUUACUAUGAUGGCGGUUAUGCGUUUCCUGGUCGGAAUAUUUAUUUCAGCUCCAUCGGCGACCAUUUUCGCUUACCUGGGAGAGUUCUUCAAAACUGAAAACCGAACCAUGGUAAUAACCUAUGCCAGCGUAGCCGUGGGACUAUCGGGUGUCUUCACUGCAACAACAGGGUGGUACGUACUUUCGUUUGACUGGUCACUAACGUUACCCAGCAUGAACUUUAUUAUGCACCCUUGGCGGCUUCUGUUCAUCGUCUACACACUGCCCACUCUGGUUGGGGCUUGUUGGCUGAUAGUAUUGCCCGAAAGUCCAAAAUUUUAUCUGUCCCGUGGCCGUCAGUCCGAGGCAUUCGUCGUUCUUCAGCGCCUUUAUCUAGAAAAUCAUCCGAAUGCGACUGCGCAAGACUUCGAUGUGAAACAUAUUAUUCCUGAAACGGGUCAAAAGAGUCGAAGCACACUAUCCGCAUCCACAGGUGGUUUCUGGCAGAUUGUUAAAAGUGUGUACAAUCAAACAGUUCCUCUGUUCAAACGGCCCAAUUUAGUCAACUUCGUCAUUUGCUGCGUGGUCCAAUUCGGACUAUUUGUUGUAUCCGCCGGCAUGGGGCUUUGGUUCCCGGACAUAGUAAACCGCAUAACCACGUCAAACGCCACAGAUGUAACGGUAUGUGAGGCGUUAGGAUCUAGUUCAUCUUACCAGAACGUAACGGAAAGUUACGAAGAGUUCAUAAGCAGAGAUGCUGCCUGCAACAACACCGUUAACGAAAGGGUUUUCAUAUAUGCGAUAACACUCGGCGGACUGUACACGAUAUUAUACCUCGUUAUGUCGAUAUUCAUGCGAAUCGUUGGUCGCAAGUGUGUGGUCGGGUUCAAUCUAUUUUUUUCCGGAUUUUCCGGUAUAGUUUUGCAGUUCGUGGGCAAUCCAUACAUUAUGGUAUCCCUGUUCUGCUCAUUCCUUGUAUUCGCCGGAACGUCGAUUUCGAUUCUAAACGGUGCUACUGUGUCGAUGUUUCCGACGAACGUAAGAGCUAUGGCCGUCUGUUUAAGUCUUAUGAUGGGUCGUUUGGGCAGUGUAUUCGGAAGCAACCUCGUGGGUCUUAUCAUGGAGCAAAACUGUACUCUUACUUUCUAUCUCUUUGCCAGCGGGUCCAUCAUUUGCGCAGCCUUGACACUGAUGCUGCCCAGUUAAUGCCAUAAAUAUACACGUAUCUGUGAAAUUUGAUCUUACGUAUGCGUUUGAAACUUUACAUAUAAACAGCAAUUGUUCACUAACUGUAGUUUGUGUAUUGCAGGUGAUUUGACUUAUGUCCCUUUUAAAGUUCAAUCCAAUCGUUUCAGGCAUUUAAUUUUGGGGCUUCAAUGUAAGUUGUAAACAUAUUCGCAACCCCUAAAGCUAGUGGCAUGUUGGCUGAAGUACCAGCAAUAGAAUUGACACCACUAAACAAGCGCGUGCAGCGUGGGGUACAUCAAACAAUCGGUGCGAGGGAUGCAGUAUGGGAAUUGUUUUGAAUUGUUUUCCAUCGUAUACCUACUAUUCGUCACGUUUCCUACUGCAGUUUCCUCUUUUAACCGUUCGUUUGAGCAUCAGAUGACUUUGGCCGAGGGUACCCCGCAUAUCAGCGCAGCAUUCGCGCAAAAAUCAAAGGACAAUUUGAGAACGCCCUUUCGGCUGUUAGGAAUUGCGCUCGUUUAGGAAUGUGGGUUAUCCUCGGCGUCUGUGAAGUACUCGGUAAGCUUUUGUCGCUUCAAAAAUGUGCUUUAUUGGACAACUUAAACGUAUUGGGAAAGUUAAAAAAAUGCGAAUAGGGUAACGAAUAACUGAGAAGAGGUAAAACCAAAUUUUCCCUGUCACCGUUUUCGAUUUUUAACGUAGCGUUUCAGUUGACUUUUAGUGAUUUUUGGCUUUACGUAUGCAAGUAGUAAGUGGGAAGAUUAACAGAAUUGAACGGACAUGUUUGUCGUUAACUGGUGCUUGCAUACCUGGCAUACAUAAAAAAAACUUUUCCGCACAAAUCGUUCUAUGAAUCCAAAAUGAAAUGAGAUAAAAACUACAAUUUUGCGGAAGGUGCUAAAAAUAAAAGGCAAAAUAUAAUGUUUAGGAUUUACAGUAAAACGAGGUAGCCUGUGAUGAUUUAACAAGCAGAAUUGUAUUUUGAUGUGUUUUUCAAUAGGCUAAUGAUAGGUUAAGUGAAAUCAAGUUUUCUAGCCAAGCAAUGCAUUGGCAAAACACUUAUUCAAAAAUAAUUACUUUAAAUUAAAAACAUAUCACAUUCUCAAUGGGACAGAUGAUGAAACUUGAUUAAAGCAUAAUACCAAGAAUUUAUCAACAAAAGAAUAUUGUCUUCCAUAAUAACAAAUCAAAACUAUCUAUGUUUGUGUUUCCCACAUCUCUGAUGGAUUCUGUGGACUUUUGUUGAAAGAAU